AUAUGUAUUUAGGCUUCUUCUGUACACUGGUACUUGGGAUUCUUCCCACCGAAUGUGCUCCCCUAACAGAUGUGAUUGACUACAUGCCAGGCCUUUCUACACAACCAUCCUUUCGACAUUACUCUGGGUAUCUUGCUGCUUCAGAUGACAAGCGUUUCCAUUAUUGGUUUGUGGAAUCUGAAGAGGAACACGGUUCUAGACCAGUGGUUCUGUGGCUGAAUGGUGGUCCUGGCUGUAGCUCGUUGGCGGGGCUUCUAACAGAACAUGGACCCUUCCUGGUACAAUCAGAUGGUGAAACUUUGGAGUACAACCCUUACUCAUGGAACAAGAUUGCAAAUAUUCUUUAUCUCGAGAGUCCAGCUGGUGUAGGCUUUUCGUACUCUGAUGACAAAAACUAUGUGACAAAUGACACAGAGGUUGCGGAAAAUAAUUAUCAAGCAUUGAAAGACUUUUUCCGUCUGUUCCCGGAGUUCCAAGAAAAUGAUUUCUAUAUCACUGGCGAAAGUUAUGGGGGUGUAUAUGUUCCAACUCUAGCUGUAAGAGUUUCCCGGGAUCCCAGUAUAAACCUAAAGGGUAUUGCUGUGGGAAACGGACUCUUAAGCACUGAGAUAGAUGCUAACUCCCUCCUGUAUUUCUCUUACUACCAUGGGCUUAUUGAUUCACAGCUUUGGUCAUUGCUUCAAUUACAUUGUUGCGAAGAUGGAAAAUGCUCCUUCACUGAUAAGAAACGCCUGGUGUGUCUGAUUUUGGCUCGAAAAGCAUAUUAUACAACCAUGGGUGGCGGAAUGAAUAUAUAUAACCUAUAUCAACCAUGUGCAGAUGGAGCCCCCGGCCAAAUCAGGGACAACGGAGAUCACGUCACUGUAUAUCAUCCUGGUUUUUUCUCUCCAACACUUGGAUCCCACUUCAAAGAAAAACUAGCUAAUGUGACUCGUUCACAAAAGCCAGUGAAAAUGGGCGUUCCGUGUAUAAACAACACGGCUAUCAUAACGUUCCUGAAUAAGGUUGAGGUGCGCGCUGUGUUGCAUAUCCCAGAUGAAGUGCAAGAAUGGGGGAUUUGCAGUGAGACGGUGUUUAGCCAAUAUGAAAGAGAGGUCAAAAGUGUAUACAGCCAGUUUAAGGAACUUCUGAAAAAGGAAUACCGCAUCCUGGUGUAUAAUGGGGAUGUCGAUAUGGCGUGUAAUUUCCUGGGUAAUGAGUGGUUUCUGGACUCUCUUAACAUCACGUUUAAGGCAAACUACCGUCCGUGGCUAUAUACUGAGGAAGGGAUAAAGCAAAUUGCUGGGUUUGUGAAAGAAUUCUCUAACUUGACCUUCGUUACUGUCAAGGGAGCCGGGCACAUGGUCCCAACAGACAAACCAAAUGUGGCAUUUGUCAUGUUUAGCCACUACAUCCGGAAUGAGCCAUUCUAGUCCUGCCUGCCUCGCCUCCUGCCACAGAGGUUCUAAAACUUUUAAACCAGGUCUAAAGAAUGACGGCGAUUUAAUGCUUUGCUGUAUUCGGCUUGUUACUCGAGUCAAGUAUUAAUUGUUACAAUGUGAAUGUUAAAAAAUAAAGUUUGUAUUAUUGCUCAGCA
Pelobates fuscus (common spadefoot toad) is the source of this 1576-nucleotide messenger RNA. Its product is annotated as lysosomal protective protein-like. The transcript is spliced from 14 exons. The record is from RefSeq and is a predicted model, not a curated record. Lineage: Eukaryota; Metazoa; Chordata; Amphibia; Anura; Pelobatidae. Gene Ontology annotation, molecular function: serine-type carboxypeptidase activity. Gene Ontology annotation, biological process: proteolysis. Bases 3 to 1412 code for a protein of 469 amino acids.